UUUGAAUCAUUACAAAGGGAGGAUAUGAUUGCAUAUACACUCAACUUAUGCUCCACACUCAAUAAGCUGUCAGACCCUUGCGCUAACAUAGUGUCCAACUAUUUUGAUGAUGUAUAUGAGCUUGUGUUGGAUCAACUGCAGUCAAAUGAAAUUUGUACUUCAUCUGACAUCUGCACAGUUGGGUUAUCAAAGAUGAGGCAAGAGAUUCUAGUACCCCAAAAAAAAUAAUUUUCAAAUUUUCUGCACAGAUUGCGAGAAGAUUGCAAGACACGCGCAACAAUCGCUGUUGAAAAAUAUGUCAGUGUCUGUGUUCAAGCAAAAGUUGCAAGAGAAGUGCAGACUGUCGUUAAGCUUUGAAACCGAUUGUCUCUCAUUUGCAGAUCAGUAUUAUCAUGAAAUUUAUAAACUGGUGAAUCGCGAAGUGAAUAGCAGCCAAAUUUGCCAAUUCAUUGGCGCAUGCCACAAUGCUCAAAACCAGCAUGAAAGCCUUCUUGACUUCAGCCCUGAGAUUGAGGAUUCCAUUUCGAUUUUGAAUCAUAAUGAUUCCAUCGAAGAAGUGAAGAUUAUUCAAUGUCCUUUAUGUAAAACUGUUUUUACAGUUGUAAAAAAUAUAGUAAAAAAAAAAAAAAUUACAAAGGCGAAAAUCCUGAAAGCUAUACAUGGUGCCUGCGAUAAGUUAGGUAAAUUUGCCCAAAAGUGUCACGAUUUUGUCAACAAACAUGGCGAUCGGAUUCUUCACGUUGCUGGCAAACUUAAAUCGGUUUGCAAAUUGCUUGGAAUGUGUUUUCCAUUUGCACAGCUAGAAGAAUAUGAAAAGAAUGACAACCAAAAGAAAGAAAACAUUCUGACACCCAUUGUAGAUUCAACGCAAGUGUUGGUUCAUGGGCACCCAAUUAGAACCAACUUUUCGCCGAAUUGUAAUUUCUGCAUGAACAUUAUCCAAACUUUACAGAAAUUUGUCAAUCAACAUUAUGAUAUGAAGACAGCUCUGGAUAGCGUGUGCUCUGUGCAGCCAAAUGAAGACCUGAAAAAUAAAUGCUGGGAAAUAUUAGAAACGCACAAACUUCAGAUCAUUGAAUUAUUGUCGAAAAAUGUAGCUUAUCAAGAAAUUUGCAGAGCUAUUAAUAUGUGCUCAUUGAUGGAGGAUGGAUAUGAAAACAUCCAACUCGUGGACACAUUCCCCGAGUCGACUGAUGAUGAAUAUUCAAUCGAAAAAAAUCCAUUUCUGGGAGAACAGGAUAAUUGGCUGAAAGGAGUAGGAUGCUCCGUUUGUAAGGAAGUUAUUAAAAAGUUAAUAAAAAUUGUGGAACACCAUCACGACAAGGGUAGUAUUAAAAAGGAAAUGCUUAAAAUCUGCCAGAAGAUAGAUAUAUUUUCGAAUAAGUGCGAAAAAAUGGUGCAGAAGCACCUCAAUAAAAUUGUCGACCUAAUAUUAAAGCAUGUCAAUAACAAAAAAAUCUGCAAAACAAUUGGAGUGUGUGAAUCUUCUAUUCGAAAUGAAGAUGUUGAACUGUUUCAAAAGGACACGGAAACAAGCAAAGCACUGCAGGGACUACAAUUAGAAAAUCCUAAGCAAGGUCCUUUUCGUUUAAUUUGUGAGCUCGUUCUGGAAAAUUUUGAUAUGUUACUGGACACUAAAGAAAAACGAAACCACAUCUUGCACAGAAUGCUCUUUACAUGUGAUAAACUUCCAACAUUUAUGCGUGAACCGUGCCAAGAUGGAAUACAUAGUUAUGGUUAUGCUCUCUUGGAUUUGCUAAGCAAAGUAACGCCCCAUGAGUUCUGUCACACUCUCGCAAAUCGUUUAGAUCUGACCAACUGAAUAGAUACAGAGCAUACAGAGCUCUGAUAAAUCACUUAAUCAAUUAAUCUUAUUAAACUUCCUAAAUUUAUUUCUUGUAUUUGAAAUGGAUGCCGCCAAACGAUAAUAUCAGCGGUAUGGUUUACAACUUUAUAAAAUAAAAAUUUAGC
Molecule: messenger RNA, 1971 nt
Organism: Drosophila sulfurigaster albostrigata
Lineage: Eukaryota; Metazoa; Arthropoda; Insecta; Diptera; Drosophilidae
Product: prosaposin-like
Exons: 3
Coding region: 296-1822 (508 amino acids)
Biological process (GO): sphingolipid metabolic process
Cellular component (GO): lysosome
Source: RefSeq, a predicted model, not a curated record